Molecule: messenger RNA, 1580 nt
Organism: Zea mays
Lineage: Eukaryota; Viridiplantae; Streptophyta; Magnoliopsida; Poales; Poaceae
Source: RefSeq, marked validated
CUCUCUCUCUCACACUGCGUCUUUGGCUCCUGCUCCAUCUCCUUUGCUGCGAAGCUCCGAGCUCUGCUCGGCCGGAUUUUUCAUGGCGCCCAGCCCCUUGCGUCGGCCAGCCCCUGCCAUGGAGCCUUCGGCUGUGCAGCUCUCUCCCUCUCGCGUGCCUUGGAUUUGUGCCGCGCCCUGCAGAGCUCCCUUGGUGAGCGCCCAGGUCGUCCCUCUCCGACUCUCUCUGCUGGCGGCUGAGUUCCCUGGAAGCCGUGCUCUGCUCGCCAUGGAUGUCGUCCACCAUGGUGCUCGGUCUAGACGUCGAUUCCCUCGUCGCAGUGAGCUCCAGCCGAUUCCUUGCCUCUUCCCCGUUUAAAUCAUGGAGCAUCAGCCGCUGCUCCCUGUUUCCGGCAGCCAAGCCCCUGCGCGCGCAUCCUCCCGCGCAGUCCCCAGCGCCACCGGCCAACCUCGCCGGCCAAGCUCCCUCGCCUUCAAUCCUUUAGCCGUCGCGCCCCUCAGCUCGCUGGCCGUGACCUCGCCGAGGUUUUUCCCAUGGCCGGCUCACUGCUCAACCCAAGCCGAGGUCUUGUACGAAACAGCACCUUCCAUGGCCGCUGCGUCGCGCUCCUUGUGCUUGCGCAGCUGAACGCCAUACUGCGCAGUGUUUUGUCCGAUGUCGAGCUUAGCUCAGUCUCUGUUUCUCUGCGCACGUCGAGUUCCUUGCCGCGCGCUGAGCUUUCUGUCGGUCUCCAACUCGCCAUGGUGUCCAACUCCUGUACCAACCGUGACCUACGCUUGGUCUUCCCAGCUGCGUUGACCUGCGUUGACCUCUGCUCGCUUCGCUCGGGAUGUCGUGCUGGGUCGCUCCAUACUUGGUGCACACCCAGCUGGGCGUCGCGAUGCUGUGCACCAUGCGUCACCAGUCAUUCUCACCAUGGUCAGCAGCUUCAAAAACAUGGACGCCCAAGCCUUUUUCCCAUCUUUCACGCCCACCUCGGUCUUCAUCCUCAACCUUUGCCAGAAAUUUGGUUAAAUGGACGAACCAGAAGAUCUCCAGAAUUUUAUGGAUGAAGAAGAAAAUAAAGUCGAAGAGUGACGCUCGCUAGAUGCUCGACGAAAGGCGUGAACCGAAGAUUUAUCACUAUUCCUCAAUUGCCGAAUUAAAUUUUUUUUGAGGUGAGUGAUUCACUGCUCCUCCAUGAUAGAUCGAAGCAUGGAAUGGUUUCGUAUAUUAGAUGCGAUAAUUUUCUUGUCGUGGUUAGGAUGUGUUGUGGCUGUAUUAAAUAUUCGUUGAUGUAUCAUAUGUGCGAUGUAUGUUUGAAUUGGUGACGAGAAGGAUAGGUCUAGUAUUUUUAUUGACUAGCCAUCAUAUUUUUCAGGAUUAUGCUAGUUUUGUUUAUUAAGAUGUAGUCGAUGCUCGACUCUAGUAGUCAUUAUUUUCUAUGUUCGGUGACCGAUUAAAUGUCUUAAGUUGAUGAAAACGUAGAUUAGACAAGGAGUGCUUAGGUAGACGUGUAGGUCUAGUACGCUUGAAUCAGUUCUAUGUUUACGACGUGAAGUAUAACGAUGAUGCGUGGAAUAAAUUUAGUAUUUACUUA